UAAUUAUAAAGGCCUAAAAUUUUUUUUACCAAAGGCCGUUUAUAAUGUCAAGCCGGCCAUGUAUGGAAUAAACAUGAUAUUUUCUGUUCAAAUGAUUUUUUAAAGAAAAUAUCAUUCGUUUCUGUGUUCUUCUUGCAAACAAAAAGUCAUUUACAUAAUUCAAUGGAUGGUCGUGGUUGUCUAGCACAUCAGUACAUCACCCUAAAAACCACCGAGCUUUUUUUUUUUGAUAAAAAAAACACCGAACUUAAGAAGUAAAAUAGCGUAGAUUCAUAGAAGAAGGAAGCUGCUCUACUCAAUUGUUUAGCAUUUUUGAAAAAUCUUUUAUAAUAAUACUAGCUGAUUUUGAAGUGCUAGUGCAAUAGGAGAAAGAUUGAAGGGAAGUAGAUUUGUUGUUGAUUUUAAAGAGGCCCACUAACAGAGUGGUUUGGGUGAAGCUUUGUUACUGAGAGCUCCUUGAACUCAAUAAACAUAGCAUUUAUGGGCCUUAAAAAUGAAAAUAUUGGGCUUAUAAUGAACAAAAACAGGCAUUUGUAAAGGUGCGUAUAAAUCCAAUACGAAAAAAAAGAGAGGCAAUGAUGAGAAUUGCGAGAGUGAUAGCUGAUAGGUAAGUAGUGAGAGAAUGGAAAGAAUAAAGAGAGUUGGAGAAACAUAGAAGCAUUUCCUUGUUUGGCAAUUUCAUCUUAGAACUUUGACCCUCUUUCUUCUUUGGCAUCCAUCACAACAACAAGGUACUAUCAUAUCAUACCAAUCAAGCAAACACCUCAUUAAUAACAACAUUAAAUAAAAAAGUGUUUGAUAACGAUUUCAAAUUCUUUAAGAGCAUGAUUAAUCCAAAGUUUUUAGGAUGAAAUUCUUAGUGGAAGUUAAGAAACAACCCGACUCUAAAAACCUCAGGUUAAUCAUGGUCUAAUGAGCUAAAAAGUUGGAGGUGUGUUCACUCGUGUAUGUGUACUGCACAGAUCUCUCUUUGCAGGAUGUAAGAGCAAGUCCAUCAAUUAGGACCUCUAAGGAGUUCUAAUGAUUUAAUUAAGAUUAAAUAAGGUGAUUUGACAAGAUUAGAAUCUUGGUUAAGGGGAAUUAUUUUUUCCUCUUCCAAUGGAAGAACCCCUUGGGGUUCCUUAAAAAAAAAAAAAAAUUUUACAAGUCGCAUAGAUAAGCAAGAACAAAGCUGAUGAUCAGCUUAUUACCAGUCGCAUAGAUAAGUAAACAUCAAACCAAAGAGAAGUAACCAUCGGCCAAAGAAAAAACAUAGUAAACUUAAUGUUCUUCUGUUCUGAAGAUGGAGAAAGUUUGCAUACCGAAGGUGGAGAAAGGAUAGUCCAUACAGUAACUGCAAGACCUGCGAGAGCUUUCGUUGUAAGGAGGUGUGAGAAUGUCGAGCACCACACAUGGAGUCAGCGCAGUGAAACAAUGGAGAUUGCCUCCAGUCUUUGGGUACAACACUGGUAGUUCAGACUGUGGCGUUAUCACUUUGUCGGUAACCAAUUUCGCCAACCGUGCUGCUACAAGCAGUUGCAAAGAAAUCUUUAUAUUAUCAAUCACACAAAUGAACCAAAACUAGACACUCACAUGAAUGAAUUAAAAGUUUUAAACAAGCGUAGCGAUCACGAUUACGAUCACGAUCAAGCACAAUAUUUCUUAGGGUUUAUGCUACUAACAGAGUAAAUUUGAAUCUCCGCUUCAAUUUUCUGGCGGUUACACAAUCGAUCCAUGGAAAAAUUCGAAAAACAAAGGAGAUAUUACAAGAGACAACAAAUCUCGUAAACCUAGAGCAACAGAUACAAAGAUCGACGCGAUCGCAGCUCAGAAUCACCAACAGCUAAAACAGAGGGUAAAGAAAAGAAAUUAACCUUGACGACGAGAGCAGAAGUAGAAUCCAUCGCUCACAGAGUCACAGGCUAGAGAAUCGGUAAAUGAACUGAUAACUCCUCCGCGGAUCGAUCGUUGCGAUGUGGGAGACGAAGAAGGGCUGUGUUUUUUCAGAAGAUUCAUCAACGGAGGAAAGAUAGAAGGCUUGUGUUUCUUCGACGAAGGAGAGGAGGGGAAUUAAUGCAUGGUCCAAUAACAUACUGCCACGUAAGGGCUUCUUACAAGCUCUAGAAAGUCCAUAUUAAGGAGCGGUUCUUUAUUUUUUGGGCCUUUUUCAUUUAUUUUUUUUUCCUUUUUGUGAAAAACUUGUGUUAAGAACUCCCCAAUGGAGCUGAUCUAACAGUCCAAACACAAAAAGCAACCAAUCUCCUAUUUUCUAAAUUUAUCUUUUCUUUUUUGAAGCUAUAUAUUUAUAUAUCUUUUUUUUAUCAUUUAUUUUCACUGGACAAUUAAACGAUUGUAAAGAUUAAAGAACGAUUGGCAACACGCAUUCACAGUUAACAUUAUAUGUCAUUAUCCAAUUAAACGAUUUUUUGUACUGUCUCCAGUCUCCUCAUCUCAAUACCACUCCUUUAACGACGCUACAAAUUAAUUUUCUUUAAUUUUGUUAAUACCUUUAUAUUAAUUUAAUUUAUCUGCUCAUAAUGUAACUUGGAAAAAAAAAUGUAACUUGGAGAGAAAGUACAUGUAUGUAUCUAUUAUAUGCAUCCCAUGCAUGUAUGGAUGGAGCAAAAAGGAUGAAUUGGGAUCUGCAAAAUUAGAGAGAGAAGAAACUGAGGGCAAAAGCGUAAUCUUGAAAGCAGAUAUUCUCUGCAACAAACGAUGCAAACAAACAAAGAUGAGACAGCUUAAACCCUUCCAUAAAACCCCCAUCAACCUCACACACACAGUUUAUACAGUCAUCAUCAUCUCUCUCUCUCUAGCUAAUUGAAAAUGGCAGAGCCACCGCCGUCGUCUCUCCACCAUUUCGUCGGUCCUUCAUCAAAACAUCGAUCAUCCAACAAGAAACACUCCUUCUCCGGAGCUCAGCAUCCGACCAUCCACCGUCUCUUCCCGUGCCAGUACUGUCCACGCAAAUUCUACACUUCCCAAGCUCUCGGCGGUCACCAGAACGCACACAAACGCGAACGCGCCGCUGCUCGGCGCAACCUCGGCGUUGUUUCUGAUCAUGCUCCAAACACCCUCGACGACGCCACUUUCCUUCUUCCAUACCCGUGUAAUCUUUACCCUAACCCACCUCAAGUAUCGUCCUGGAGCAUACCGGAUCAACAGACGGUGACGAUGGUGAGUGGGUACGACCCGUAUCCGUAUCCUUAUGGGUAUACGUUUGAGGUUUCUGGCGUCAUGGAAGAAGAAGAAGAGGAGCGCCCACAGCUGGAUCUUUCGCUCCGUCUCUGAGUGCUUUUCUGUUUUUAGUUUGUUUUGUCUUUGUUCAGGUUGCUUUUAAGUACAACUUUGGAGCUAUGUAGCCUUCUCUCUCUUUUUGUGUUCAUCUCCUUACUUUUUAAGAUAAACUAGCUGGCUGCUACCUUUUUGAUAAUGAUCCGUUUUGGUUUAAAAGUUUAUAAUCUAGCAGUCUCUUUGCUAAAUCGAAUACUUUUUUUAUCUUUAUGGAUGAUCCAUUAAUUGCGAUGAUUAAGAAUCUGAAUUUUCUUGCAUUUUCUCCAUCGUCGCCUUUUUUUUUAUUUCCUUUUUCGAUCGGUGGCCGGUCAUGUCUCUGUCGGAGAUUAUCACCGUCUUCCGGUUUGCUACAAAUCCCUAACCGCCGCCUCCACGAAGUUGGUACGUGCGCAAUCUAACAUGUCAUCAGACUCAUCACAUCACUACACGCGAUACACUCACGUGACGCUACUCAUGCGAAAGCUAUUGCCAAAUUAGGACGAAUAAACUGCGUGCCGUUUUUAGGCGCCUCACAUAACAACCACUUUUACUCCAACAUCAUAUUCUUCUAAAUACUCCCAUAUGUUGCACAAUAUAUGAUGUUUUUGACAAAUACACAACUACUAAAAAAAUUCUUUUUUUUUGUUUUUAAAAUAUAACUAAAAUAUGAAUUGAAAAUCAUUUAACUAAUUAUAAAAUAGACUAUAAAAUAAACUUUUUAAUUAAUAAAAGUAAAAGUUACCUAAGAAUAUAUAAAAA
Messenger RNA from Brassica napus (rape), 4011 nucleotides. RefSeq names its product zinc finger protein KNUCKLES-like. The transcript has a single exon. The record is from RefSeq and is a predicted model, not a curated record. Gene Ontology annotation, biological process: negative regulation of abscisic acid-activated signaling pathway. The coding region runs from base 2806 to 3270 and encodes 154 amino acids. NCBI's taxonomy places the organism in Eukaryota, Viridiplantae, Streptophyta, Magnoliopsida, Brassicales, Brassicaceae.